AUGCAACUUCCGCAUUCUUCGGCAGCGUACGUGCUGGCAGCUGAGCUCACGUGGACGGGCAACAAGUUCGAGCCCAACGUGCACGUACACGUGGGCCAAGACGGCGUCAUCGAGUCGGUCAGACGCGUGACAGACGCCACGGACGUCGAGGCAGCGGCGGUGUUCCAGCUCCCCGGCCGCGCUCUGUUGCCGGGGAUGGUGAACGCCCACUCGCACGCGUUCCAGCGCGGUCUGCGCGGACGUGGCGAGACGUACAUGAAGAGCGCGGCGCACAGCAGCUUCUGGACGUGGCGCGAGGAGAUGUACGCGCUCGUGCGCGACAUGAACGAGCAACAGAUGUACGACCUCACGCGCCAAUGCUUUUCGGAAAUGCGCGACGUCGGCGUCACGAGCGUCGGCGAGUUCCACUACUUGCACCACGGGCGGCCGGGCGAAGGGCAGGACGGACACGAGUUCGCCUACGACGAGACGGUGCUGCGGGCGGCGAAGGACGUGGGCAUCCGCAUCGUGCUCUUGAACGCGUACUACGAGCACGGCGGCUUUCAGCGGGCGCCGCUGGUGGACCCGCAGACGCGCUUCCAGGUGGACUCGCAAGCGACGUACUGGCGCCAGAUGGACGCACUGCAGGCGAAGCUGUCGGACGUUUCGACCCAAUCGCUCGGCGUCGUCGCGCACUCGAUGCGCGCCGUGGAGACGCCGGACAUUGUCAAGUUGCACGAAGAAUCUGUGCGCCGUGGAUUGGUGUUCCACAUGCACUUGGAGGAACAGGAGCGAGAGGUGGACGACUGCAAAGCCGCAAACGACGGGGAGACACCGAUGGGUCUCCUGUUGAAGCACGUGCAGAUUGACGAGAAGUUUACGGCGGUGCAUUGCACAUGGACCGACGCGGCAGAGUUGAAGCAGUUUGUCGAGAAGAAGGGCAACGUGUGCCUCUGUCCUCUCACUGAGGGAAACCUUGGAGACGGGUUUCCGUUCAUCGCGGGUUGCUCUGACCGUGUGUGCCUAGGAACAGACUGCAAUGCUCGUGUUGAUAUGUGCGAAGAGAUGCGCUGGCUAGAAUACGCGCACCGUUUGCACGAGGGCAGACGAGGUGUUUGCACCGACGCUACGUCAGAGACUGACCUAGCCGCACUACUCUUCCGCUAUGCGACCAAGAAUGGUGCUAAAUCACUUAACUUGCGAGUGGGCGAAAUCAGAGAGGGAUACGCGGCUGACUUUGCGUUGGUCGAUAUGGAUGAGGAGCAGCUAAAGUUCGCGACUUCAUCUUCACUGAUGGGCGCCUUCGUCUUUGGAGCGAAUGGCUCUAACGUGGUGAAGGCAACGUCUGUAAACGGCAAAUGGCGCGAGACGGUGCCACAAAAGGUUCACGAACAGAUAUCCGCUGCUGUAAAUGACGGAUCCAUUGCCGCAUGUGUUUCUGAUGAGCAGCAGAUCCAGAUCAAGGCCGCUGCUGCACUGGCGGACGCCAAUAGUGACGACAUUGUAAAGCUUGCGAUUGGCCUGAACAGCAUCGUUUCUACUUCCGGCGAAGAAGCCGCAGUGGGACAGGCCAUCGGUAACUGGCUGACUGCUCGGGGUUGGCGGGUGCACAUGCAAAGGGUUCCUCCACAGCUCGAUGCCGUGGUGAAGGCGGACAGAUUCAACGUGUAUGCUACUCGAACCAACAGCAGCACACCACGCCUUUUGUUUAACUCUCACAUGGAUACCGUUCCGCCGUUCCUUCCGCCUCGGAUCGAUGGCACGACGCUGUAUGGCCGUGGUGCUUGUGAUGCGAAAAGCCUGAUUGCAGGCCAGUUGAUCGCAGCACAGAAGCUUGUCGAUGUUGGCUUGGGGGACGAAGUUCAGCUUUUGUUUGUCGUGUCUGAAGAAACCGACCACAGCGGCAUGAAGAAGGCGAACGAGCUGAACGUGAAUCCAGCUCACAUGGUUGUUGGCGAACCUACCAAUCUGAAGAUGUCAAAAAUGCAAAAGGGUAUUCUUAAACUUCAGCUGACGCGCGAGGGUGUUGCUGCACACAGUGGAUACCCCCACUUGGGCAGCUCAGCCAUUGAACCGAUGAUCGACGUUCUCUACGACUUAAAAAAGGAAAAUUGGCCCACGAGCGACGAGUUUGGCAGCACGGACCUCAACAUCGGGUUACUGAAAGGCGGGCAAGCAGCGAACGCUUUGGCGGAACAGUCUUCAGCGAUGCUGAUGUUCCGUUUGGUGACUGAUCCCGACGUCAUCUACAAGCGUGUCGAGGAAAUCGUGAACGGACGCGUGGAUAUGAAACUAUACACGGCUAACGCUCCGGUCCACUUGACUACCGUGGAGGGUUACGACACCGACAUCGCUUGCUUCAAUACUGACAUACCUUACCUGGACUUUGACGGCAAGGCCUACCUGCUCGGCGCCGGCAGCAUCGUAAACGCGCACUGUUCUCGUGAGUGCAUCCUUCUGGAUGAUCUGAAGGCCGUGGUCGACUGCUAUUUUACCUUGGGCAAGCGGUUGAUUGAAAGCGGCGAGUAA
Messenger RNA from Hyaloperonospora brassicae, 2508 nucleotides. The record is from the annotation of a GenBank genome assembly. NCBI's taxonomy places the organism in Eukaryota, Oomycota, Peronosporomycetes, Peronosporales, Peronosporaceae.